Frankliniella occidentalis (western flower thrips) is the source of this 3706-nucleotide messenger RNA. RefSeq names its product dihydropyrimidinase (gene CRMP). The transcript has 2 exons. Gene Ontology annotation, cellular component: cytoplasm; cytosol. The coding region runs from base 299 to 2065 and encodes 588 amino acids. The record is from RefSeq and is a predicted model, not a curated record. NCBI's taxonomy places the organism in Eukaryota, Metazoa, Arthropoda, Insecta, Thysanoptera, Thripidae. Gene Ontology annotation, molecular function: dihydropyrimidinase activity. Gene Ontology annotation, biological process: pyrimidine nucleobase catabolic process.
GCUCGGCUCGCUCUUUGGGCCGUAAGCUCACUCGCCAGAACGCCCACAGUUAACUCUCGUCCUGCGGACGACACGGUUCUUGGUCGGCACAGCUUGCUCGCGCGCGCGGGUAGUCAGGUGUUCGGGUCGUUUGGGCGACGCGCGGCGGACCGCCCUUUUAUUUUCCUUCAUCCGGGGAAGUUUUGCCCAUAAUCGUCGGCUGCAAAAGGAGGCGGGGGCGUGUCGAGCGGUAUAGUGCACAUUCAUUCGGGUCAUUAGGCGAGCAUACCGCCCGCCGCAUCCAGAGAACAGGCGCAAAAUGGCAGCACCUGUGAAGAAAGUACCCAUUCAUCUACAGAGCUCUCAAAACCGACUGAUCAUCAAGAAUGGCAAGAUUGUCAACGCAACUGGUAUGCAGGAUGGUGAUAUUUUCGUGGAAGAUGGAAUCAUCAAACAAAUCGGUACCAACCUUAUUGUUCCCGGUGGCACUCGAAUGAUUGAUGCCAGAGGCAGGUACAUCAUUCCUGGAGGUAUUGAUCCCCAUGUUCAUUUUGCAUUUGAAUUCAUGGGUCAAACUUCUGCAGAUGAUUUUUAUCAGGGUACUAAAGCGGCUAUCGCUGGGGGAACUACCAUGAUCAUUGAUUUUGCUAUUCCCAAGAAAAAGGAAUCCCUAUUAGAUCAAUAUGAUAAGUAUCGUUUAAUGGCAGAUGAUAAAGUGUGUUGUGACUAUGCUCUUCAUUGUGGCAUUACUUGGUGGUCAGACAAAGUAAAGCAGGAGAUGGAAACACUUUGCAAGGAGAGAGGAGUCAAUUCUUUCAAAGCAUUCAUGGCAUACAAAGAUGACUUGAUGAUUCGUGAUGAUGAGCUAUAUAAAAUGAUGGAAACAUGUAGGCAGCUUGGUGCUGUUGCAAUGGUUCAUGCUGAAAAUGGCGAUAUUAUUCAGGAGAAUGCUAAAAAACUUCUAGCCAAAGGCGUGAACGGACCAGAUGGGCAUGAAAAAUCUCGCCCUGAGGAGGUUGAAGCAGAGGCCACAAACCGUGCAUGUGUGAUUUCUAAGCAGGUGAAUUGUCCUUUGUAUGUUGUGCAUGUUAUGAGCAAAGAGGCAGGAGAUGUCAUUUCUAAGUACCGUGAGCAGGGCUGGCCAGUUUAUGGAGAAGCUCUAGCCGCAGGCCUUGGUACAGAUGGCCGCCCUUGCUGUAGCUCCAACUACGGCCUAGCUGCAGCUCAUAUUAUGAGCCCUCCAUUGCGUUCUGAUCCUACAACAAAGGAGCGCCUGAUGGACCUUUUGUCUGCAGAUGGUUUGCAGACAACUGGAAGUGAUAACUGUACCUUUUCGUCACAGCAGAAGUCUGUUGGGAAAAAUGACUUCAGCAAAAUUCCAAAUGGUGUAAAUGGCGUUGAGGAUCGAAUGUCAGUGGUAUGGGAAAAGGGUGUUCACACUGGAAAGAUAACACCCACUCGUUUUGUUGAAAUAACAAGCACCAAUGCUGCCAAAAUUUUCAAUUUGUUCCCUUCCAAAGGAGCCAUUGCUAUUGGCUCUGAUGCUGACAUUGUUGUUUGGAACCCAAACAGAACUCGCACAAUCUCAGCAAAGACUCAUCACCAGGCUUGUGAUUACAACAUCUUUGAAGGAAUGGAAUGUCAUGGUGUACCUGAGUAUGUGAUUGUGAGUGGAAGGGUUUGUGUUGAUGAUUGUGAGCUAAAAGUUGUGCAAGGACAUGGAAGGUUCAAUCCAACCCCAUUGUAUCCUCCUACUGUUUAUGAUCCUAUUGCAUCAGAGGAAGAAAAGGCAAGUUAUGCUGCCUUGCCAGAUAUUGUUACAGAAACUUGUGAACAGAUUUCUAAGACCCAUGUCAAUGGUGAUUACGGUGAUUACGAUGACUCUGCUCCAUUCAAUCCCAACUCUGCCAUCAUAUUUUCCGAUCAGGUUUCAACCCCCACUGGAAAAGGAAUGCGCCAUGAAGGUGUUCGUAAUCAACAAGGUUCCAGCUUUUCUAUUAGUAAGGAAAUGGGUGAAACAGCUCAGCGUUCUACGAUUCGUGUGCACAAUCCUCCAGGUGGAAGGUCAUCAGGCGGAUUUUGGUAGAGUCGUUGGCAUAAGUGAGUCUGACCCUGCUUUAAAAGUUGUCUAGUCCUUCUUUUAAUAUUUUAAUUUGCGUACAAAUUAUAUAGUCCUAGGAGGACUUUGUUAAGUGAGCAAUCAGCUAUAUUCUUUUGUCUUCCUUAUUUUUUGAGGCACAGUAUUAAUAUUGAUAAUAAUUGCUGAAAUUAAUGUUAAUAUGCAAUGGAGUGCAUAGUUUACCUGUUAUGUUUUGAGCCAAUAUUGUUUUGCUUUGUAAAUUGAUUCAAAUUGUUUUGCUGUUUAACACAUUGGCUGUGGUUGAAUUUUAAGCCCUAUGAAAUGGCUGUCAAAUUGGUGGUGUCGCCCCACAUAGUAGUUAUGCUGCAGCCAAUGCGCUAAACCACUAGUAUCUUUUAUGUGUCUGUACAUUUAUGUUUAGUUUUCUAUUAUUAUUAUUUUCUAGACAACUUCAACUGCAGUGAUGUUGAUUUUGAGAAACAUGUUAAUAAAUGAGUUUGCCGGAAGGUUAAAUCAGAAAAUAUGGAAUGCCUGGCUAAGAAUUACGUCUAGAUGCUUUAAAACCUUCAAGGAACUGACGAUGCUUUCCUUGCUUGCAAUAAUGCAUCAAUUAUUACUCUAUUCUUCAGUAUUUUUAAGGUUGUGUAAGGCUUUACUCAUUGAGUGUUUUGUGAUCUAUUUUGGCAUGCCUGUGUAAAAGCAAGCAAUCAGUAAAUAUGCCAAAUUGAUGAUUUUAGUGAUCCCUUCUCCAGUGUUUCAUAUCUUUUGAUACUCUUUUAACUUAACAGUUAAGUGUGAGCUAAAUGUUAAAAUCCCUGAUUGCUGGUCACAUUCUUUGGUUUUCCUGUGUUUCUUGUUACUGUAGCGUGUUUGUAAUUUACUUGCAAAUGUUAUUAAUGCAUGUUCCAUUUUCAAUAUGAGUUGACCAUAUUUUGAUUAGUUCUGAGAUGUUUUUCUUCCAAUCAUUAGUGAUUUUGUAGCUUAUUUUUAAGUACAUGUUUAGAAGCUUGAUUUGAGACUUCCCCUCAAAUAUGUACUGCAAGCUUUAAUUCAUAAACACUUCCACUCGGAUAUGAAUCUAUAAGACAAGCCACUGACAUGUGCCAUGUAGUAUGAUUUCAAUCCAGCUUUUGUUUUGUUUAUUCCUGAUUGUGGAGUUUGAAAGACAUAUUUCUUGGAAUAUGAAGAGGAUUAAAAAGUUGGUGCUUAUGCUACAUGCGGACCAGUUUUAGCCCAAUUUCAUCCAUCACUAUCUAUUGAAUAGUGUUAAUGAGCUUAUGAGUGAUGAUAUUGUAUACUGUAAGAUUGCAGAAUUUGUGUACCAAUGAAAUUGAUGUAGAACAUGUAUGUCUUUGAAGAAAUAACAUUGGUACAUAUUUUCUGAAACUUAAGAAUAUACCUAUUAUACAAUUGCAUAAUAUUGGUAAUCACAUGUAUAAAUCUUUAUAACUUUUUCAAAUAGCUUUUUAUAUGAACUGUUACAAUGAGUGAGCAAGUACAGCAUUUUAUCAAUAAAUAAAUGAGCGCAGCUGCUCUCCACUGGUAUGGAAGUGCAUAUUUAUAGAGUAUUUAUUGUAUCUUCACUCAGUGAUGUAUUUAUAAAUAUCAUAUAUAAAAUGCUUCAGAGAAUAAAAAGCUGAAAUUUUA